UCACCCACACAUUGUUUUGCAUUUAUUUAUUUCACAAUUUAAGUGGCAGACCAGGGUUCUUUUCAGAACUAAGGCUUAGGUAAGGCUGCUGUAUGUGGGUGUGGAAUUUCUAACAUAUUUUAGUAUAGAGAAUGAUAAGUCUAAGUGUAUUAGUAGCUUACUUUGAAUUCUGAAUUCUGAAAAUGAACAUACAUUUCACACUGAUCUGUCAGGUUUUGAUUUGAUCCUCUGAAGUUGCCUGCUCUGAAGCACGUAAGCCAUGCAGGACAGGUUACCAUGGUGAUCUUAAAAGUGAGUCAGUUAGUGAUAGCGGAAAACCUGAGUUAAUCCCAAAGAUAACCGACUGACUCACUCAUCAUGCUUCGUUGUACAUCCUCCCUGAUAUUCAUAACUGUGGUGAAAACUCAACAGAGAGUCAAUACACAAUAGCUAGAACCAAACCAAACGACAGAGAUGCAAUGAUGGAUGGUGUGACUUGCCUGCAUUACCCUUUGGCGUACACGACUGCAGUUAUUUUCCCUCCUGCAAGUCAGAAUAUGCGUAUGAUGUGUGUAUAUAUAUAGAUAGCAAACCAUUCAGGUUUUUAGGUUUCAAAGUAGUUCUGCUUUUGUGCCGGUGGUCAGGCACAGUUUGAUAUUUUAUUUUUAAUUAGAGCUGACAGCAGAGGAGAGAGAGAGCUUAUGAAGAGAGGACGAGGAAAAAGGGGAACAUAGAAGAGAGAGAUGGUGCAGAGAAGGCAGACAGAGAAAACAGGUGGAGCAGAGAGUGUGAUGAUGGAGCAAAUGCGUUCUUUAAAGUUUUAAAGUAUUUGUACACUGUAUACUGUAUAAAAUACUGUAUAUAUCAUCACACUUUCUCCUCCAUGCCUCACGGUGGGAACCACACAUGCAGAUGCCAUCUAUUCAUUUUCUCUGCAUCUCACAAAGAUAGAUAUACACUGGUACAGAUAUACACUGGUCUGAUGUCUAAAGGUCUAGGUGAUUUAUUUAUUACCAAGACAUAUGCGUGGCUUCAGGACGCAGGCCUAGGUGACCUUGAAUAACCCUGGUGCUCCACUCGAAUUAGAAGUCUGGUUUUCCUAUACAAAAAACAAAAAAAAAGUGGUGUUGUGGUGUUGAGUUCACAUUGUGCAGUGUUUCAAACGUACCACUCAACAGGAAAAAACAGACUGUUUCUUCUUCCUCCUCCCACAGACACACAAACACUCUACUGGGUCCGCCCACCAAAUGAUCGCUCCCUCUUGAUAAUUUUUUUUCUUUCAACUGAUACUGAUACACCCAUAGCUUGGUUUCACAUCGUUCUGCAGGACCUCAGAGACAAAGAGCUACUGAGGAAAUGACAUCAUGGGGAGCCAAUGCUCGACACUUAGGAGGGGGAAAAUAAAGGAAGAGGAAUGUUACAAAAUUGACCAGAAGAAAGAUGAGGUUUUCAUGAAAGUAGAGAGUGGAGAAAACUCUCCCUCUGUUCAAAAAAGUCAAUGUCUGCAAGAGGAGGUGCGAGCUUUAAAGGAGAUAACGGUGGAGGAAACGGUGACAAGGCAGGAUGAUGAAACACAGCGUUCUACAGAGAAGAGCAGCACCCUGCCACAUGUGGUUGAGGUUUAUACCCCAAGUCCUUGCCUCUCUGAAACACAUGAGCCUGCUUCAGCCAUCAGUGAGAAGAAAGAUUCUGAAGUGGACUGGGUGGACAACAACAGGGCUAAGCUCAUUCAGAGUGAUAUUCCAGUGAUCGUGAUAGCAGAUGAGAUGUUACAGCAGGAAAUCAUUCAUAAAGAGUCGUAUGCCAACAUCAAGGCUGCCACGACUAACCAGGAGCAGAUGCGGGAGCUCUACAAGGUCCUCACAACUACAAAAGCCAAAUCUACCUUCUACAGCAUCCUCCAGAACAUUCAACCACAGAUAUUUGAAACAGAAGAUGUCGUCAAAGAAGUCAUGAAAAAGCAUAAAGCAGAUCUGAAGAAAAAGUCCAGCUAUGAGUUUGAAGGCACUGAAAAAGAUCAUAAGGAUGCCCAGUCACUGGACAAAAUUUACACAGAGCUUCACAUUAUACAGGGAGAGAGUGAACGUGUCAAUGAAGAACAUGAGAUCUGGGAGAUUGCAGAUAAGUCCAGGAGUCAAACAGCUGAGGGCACUAAAAUCAACUGCAAUGACAUCUUUAGUACACCAGAAAAUUGCAUGUCAUCUGAACAAGACAGAAGAGAAGUGAGAGCUAUCAGAACUGUGAUGACAAAGGGAAUUGCUGGUAUAGGAAAAACCGUCUCUGUGAAGAAGUUCAUCCUUGACUGGGCAGAUGGGACAGCCAAUAAGGACUUGGACUUCAUCUUUGUGAUGCCAUUCAGGGAACUAAAUCUGGUCAAAGGUGAGCAGUUUAGCCUUGAGACACUUGUGAGGGACUUUCAUCCAGAACUUAAAAACAUAACAAUCGCAAGAAUCUUUGCUAAUCACAAAGUUUUGUUCAUUUUUGAUGGUCUUGACGAGAGCCAACUUGAACUAAACUUCAAAACAACCAAAAGACUGACAGAUGCUACCAAGGAAUCAUUAGUGGACACUCUGGUGACCAACCUCAUCCGGGAACAUCUUCUUCCCUCCGCUCUUAUCUGGAUAACCUCAAGACCAGGAGCAGUCCAGCGCAUCCCUCGCCAGUAUGUACAGCAGUGGACUGAGGUCAGGGGAUUUAAUGAUCCACAGAAAAUACAGUACUUCAGGAAGAGAGUUGAGGACAAGGCAGUUGCUGAAAGGAUAAUUACCAACAUUACAAUGUCCCGGAGCUUGUACAUUAUGUGUCACAUACCUAUCUUCUGUUGGAUUGCGGCAAAAGUCCUUGUGUAUUUGCUAGGAAAAAUGGACACCCAAGAUGACAACAUCAAGAUACCCACAACUCUUACUGAGAUGUACACACACUUCCUUUCCAUUCAAAUGCAGAUAGCAACUGAUAAGUAUGACAUGCAGAAUGAGUCAGACAUAGCCACCGAGGAGAUCUUCAGGUCAAAUGUAGAAUUCAUUUUGAAAUUAGGCAGGAUGGCAUUUGAGCAUCUGAAUGAAGGUAAAAUCAUAUUUACUAUCAGUGACCUGAAUAAGUAUGGCAUCGACAUAAACAAAGCUGGAGUUCACUGUGGGUUGUGCACACAGAUAUUCAAAGAAGAGAAGGUGUUCAACACAAGGAAACUCUACUGCUUUGUGCAUCUGACAGUUCAGGAGUACUUUGCAGCUCUGUUUGUGUACCACAGUUUUGCAAGUAAAAAAAUAGACUCUCCAAGCCUCAAGAACUUUCUGCUGAUAGGCUCUGAGGAACAUCUGAAGUCUAUCUUGGAUGCAGAUCCAGUUGAUUUACCUUUGGAUGAGCUGAUGGAAAUUGCGAUAGCUAAUUCAACUCUGAGAAAGACAGGAGAACUGGACAUGUUCCUCAGGUUCCUUAUUGGCAUGUCUCUACAAUCAACACAAGAACUGCUUCAAGGCCUGAUUCAGCAGACAGAGGAACACUCUGCAGUUGUUGAGGAAAUUAGGGCAAGUCUAAUAGAAAUAGAUUUAGGGGACUGCUCACCUGAAAGAUGUCUGAACCUUAUUCACUGCCUGAUUGAGCUGAAGGAUAGUUCCCUACAUGGGACUGUGCAGCAGUAUGUGAACCCAAAUGAUGGCCCAGAAACACAGCUCUCCCCUGUUCAGUGCUCAGCUCUGGCCGAUUCAAUCCUAAUGUCAAAUACGCCUCUAGAAGAAUUUGACCUGAAAAAAUACAGACCAUCAGCAAAAGGUGUUUUUAGGCUUCUCCCAGCUAUUAGGAACAGCAGAAAAGCAAUAAUCUCAGGGGUGUAUCUCGAUGUUUGGCUUUGUGAAACAAUCUCCUCAGCCCUUCGAAUGCCAAACUCUGUGCUAACCGAACUGCAUCUGACAAACAGUGAAUUUUAUGAAAAAGGUACAAAGAUCUUGAUUGAUGGACUGAUAAAUGCCCAAUGUCAACUGGAAGCUCUGAGUCUCUCAGGUCGGGGAUACCCAGAUGAACUAUGUAAGGAUUUGGAAUCAGCUAUCAAAUCAAUAACCUCAAAUCUAAGAGAACUGGAGCUGAGUGGAAACAUAAUGAGGGGCUUAUUAUGCUCUCUCCUGUCUGUUGUGCUAUUCAGCCCUAAACUGGAGAAACUCAGACUGAACCGAAAUGGACUGACUGCAGAAGUCUGCAAGGAGUUGGUGACAGCACUCUCAUCCAACUCAUGUCACCUGCAAGAGCUGGACAUGAGUUACACCUGUUUGGAAGAUUCAGAAAUGGAAAUCCUCUGUACUGGUCUGAUGAGCACAAACUGUAAACUCAAAAUACUGAGUGUCAGUCACAACAAACUAACUGAGAAAGGUUGUGAGACAGUGGCCUCAGCACUCGGCUCCAGGACUUCCUGCCUGACAGAGCUGGACCUGAGCUACAAUGAAGUGCAGGACUCAGGAGUGAAGACGCUCUGUAAUGCACUGAUAAACCCACAGUGUUGUUUGAAAACCUUGAGGUUGUCAUUCUGUAAAGUGACAGUAGAUGGAUGUGUCGUCCUGUCCUCGGCUCUGAGGUCUGAGCACUGCCGCCUCAGGGAGCUGGACCUGAGCUUUAAUCACGUGGCAGAUCAAGGAGUCAGGCUGCUGACUGAAAUACAGAAGGAUUCACGCUGCAGCCUGGAAAAACUUAAUGUGGACCACAAUGAAGAAUGCUGGUUUGACUUGAAGCUACUGAGACAGUAUGCCUGUGAUCUGACGCUGGACCCCAACACAGCAGGCUUGGAAAUAAGUUUGUCAGAAGAGAACAAAAGGGCAACAUUUGUUCGUGAGAAGCAACCAUAUCCUGAUCAUCCGGACAGAUUUGAUGCCUGUCAAGUACUGUGUGAAGAGGGUCUGACUUGUCGCCAUUACUGGGAGGUUGAAUGUGUUUCAGCUGAUGUUGGAGUGGCAUACAAAAGUAUAGACAGGGUAUCAGACUGUUCAAGUGAAUUUCGUUUGGGAGGUAAUGAAAAGUCUUGGUGCCGGAUUCAGAAUGGGAGCUUUCAUCAUAACAAUUCCUCUCUGACCUUUGCGGACGGUUAUAUCCACUGUGAUACCAUAGGAGUGUAUUUGGACUGGCCAGCAGGUAUUUUGUCCUUUUUUAGAGUCCUUCCUGAACCGAUGACCCACAUGUACACUGUCCGUACAAAGUUCACUGAGCCACUCCAUCCUGGUUUUCACCUGGACCAUCACUUUGGAUCAAUUCACCUCUGUAAACUAAAGUAACCAAAAAUCUUUGUGGAAAUGUCAUAACUGUGGCCAAAAAACAGCCAACCUGUGCUGGACACAUGCAAAAUGAAUGAGUGAAGAUAAAAAUGAAAUACAGAAAAUUUGAAUACAAUUAGUGUCUGCAUUGCCAUGGUUACUGUAAAUAAUGCACGUAUUCACUCAUCUCACAGGUCUGUCUCUUUAAACCACUGACACUGAUCUUGAAACGAAUGAACCAGAUCCAGCGUGUACAGGCUGGUCUACAUUCCUUCUCACAGUUCAGUCCUUCCUCAUGAGUUUACAUUUUUUUCUAACUCACAUGCUUGAAUCAAUUUCUAUGGAAGUUUUUGGGCUUCAAUUUGAUUUUUAUCUUUUUUUUUAUGUUUGUUGACAGCAUGUAUUUAAUUCAUUCAGAACACCACCAUGACUUCAUGACUUUUUUGAUAUAUUUCUUACUUGUGAAUAAUUUAUUAUCAACCUUGUGUAUAUAAGCAAAUGUGAUAAGUGAAUUUCUCCCAGUGUGGGAUCAUUAAAGUCUAUCUUAUCUUACAUCUAGUUUAAAUGUGUGAAACCAUUGGCAUUGUCUCUUGAAUAUCAGUCCUGUUUAUCUGUUGGUAUGCGCAGGCAAACAGUAUGUACAGAUGGAAGAAUGUACAAUGAAGGUCCAUGUCGAUGUUUGUGUUAUUAUUUUAUUUUUUAUUUUUUUGUUUAUUUUAUUCAGUGAAGACUAAUAAAAACAGUAAAUGUUGA
Messenger RNA from Larimichthys crocea (large yellow croaker), 5963 nucleotides. Its product is annotated as NACHT, LRR and PYD domains-containing protein 3. The record is from RefSeq and is a predicted model, not a curated record. The transcript is spliced from 12 exons. Lineage: Eukaryota; Metazoa; Chordata; Actinopteri; Sciaenidae. Gene Ontology annotation, biological process: regulation of apoptotic process. Bases 1344 to 5231 code for a protein of 1295 amino acids. Gene Ontology annotation, molecular function: protein binding.